AUGAAGAAUAACAAGCCCUACCGGUGCAUAAAAAGAGUCUUCUUUCUAGCUGUCCUUGGAGUUCCAGAACUCAACGUUCACCCUACCAAGGCCCCAACCGCGAAGACUAAGAAUGGAACAUACGUUGGUCUCGCAGUUCCCCAGCUGUCUCAAGACAUAUUCCGCGGCAUUCCCUUCGCACAGGCGCCGCGGUUCGAACUUGCACAGUCGCUUAAUUCUUCUUGGAGUGGUACCCAUGAAGCAAUUGAGCCUGGCCUGACGUGCAGCGGUUAUGGCACUAAUAACCUCUUCGGUUUUGAGGUUGGGGAGGACUGCUUGAACCUAAUGUUGGACGACCUUCGGGAACUAAGGCAAAGGCAAAGUCGCCAGUGA
Pseudogymnoascus destructans is the source of this 372-nucleotide messenger RNA. RefSeq lists its product as uncharacterized. The transcript has a single exon. The record is from RefSeq and is a predicted model, not a curated record. The coding region runs from base 1 to 372 and encodes 123 amino acids. NCBI's taxonomy places the organism in Eukaryota, Fungi, Ascomycota, Leotiomycetes, Thelebolales, Thelebolaceae.